Molecule: messenger RNA, 7852 nt
Organism: Polistes canadensis
Lineage: Eukaryota; Metazoa; Arthropoda; Insecta; Hymenoptera; Vespidae
Exons: 12
Coding region: 575-6889 (2104 amino acids)
Biological process (GO): regulation of endocytosis; intracellular protein transport; synaptic vesicle endocytosis
Cellular component (GO): AP-2 adaptor complex; synaptic vesicle
Molecular function (GO): clathrin-cargo adaptor activity
Source: RefSeq, a predicted model, not a curated record
AGGAGAGUACGAGGUGAGUUGCCUUAGCUUUCGGUACGGGAAGCUUCCUUACUUUAACUACAACAUUUUCGAUAAUAUUCUAUCGAGACUAGAUAGAGUAUUUUUAUUUUUAUCUUACUUUUUUUUUGUUCUUUCUUCCAGAAAGAAAAAGAAAAAACGAAAGAAAGAAAAAACUUCAUUGGUGAAGAAGUGUCAUCGUCGUCAUCAUAGUUAACACUAGUUUCCGGUUCGAUCCUAUAUUUUCAUUAUAUCCCCCCCCCCUUUUAUACUACUUUUUCUUUUUUUUUUCCUAUUUUUGUUGUAACCACACAACGCAUAUACUUAUUCGUUUCAUUCACAUUUCGGGGUAUUUCCCUUUUCGGAACCUUUUUUUGAUCGAGUGUUACGAGUAAGAUAAUAAACGCGUUUAGUAUAAUUAUUUGAUCGUUUUAACAUUCGAAAUAUAUAUUUUGUGGGAGAGUAACAAGAGGAGGAAAGUUUCAUUGCGUGAUGACGCGAAAAAAAUGUACACCCUAUCGAUGUGGCUGAUGAGGCGCAACUCAAGCCUCUCCCGGGAAACGUUAGGUCUUAGAGAAUGCACAAGCUAGCUAAGGGAUUGAAAAAGAAGAAAAAGUCGAAGAAAAAUAAGAAGGGCGAGGAGGAAGAGUUCGACCCGGAGGAACUUGAACGUUACAGGCGUGAACGUGCGGAGCGAGCAGAGCGGGCCGAACAGAAAGCCGAGGAUUCUGGUGAACCUGUAAUUGCGGCCGGCAAUGCUGGCUCCGACGAAUGGCAAAAGUUCGAGGCUUUGACGGCUGGUGUUGAUUCUUUGUUAAAAAAGACCCAAGGUGAUCUAGAUCGUAUUAAAUCAGUUUCAUUUUUCCAACGUAAACCGGCCUUGGUUGAGGAAAAGAAAAAGAAUAAAUCAGAGGAAGAGGAACAGGACGAAGAGAAAAAAAGCAAAUCCACGUCGAAGAAGUGGAUUGGUUUUGACGAAGAAGGAAAUCUCGUUAAUAAGGAACCCGGUGAAGGUGCUACUGUAGAAGGUGAACCUAGUAAAUCUAACGAUAAAUUGUUAGUCAGCGAAAACGGUUUCGUUGAGAUACCAGACGACGAGGAUGAACAAGAGGAUUCGGCAGAUGAAGAUAUAUUUGACACGACAUACGUCGACGUUCUUCAAAAUAUCGACGUACAAUUAGCUUAUAUACCCGACAGUCCUGUUGAAGAAAAUUUAGACGACGAUCCGUUCGAUACUACCAACGCUGAAAAGGUACUCAAAACAGUCGAUAAAAAGGGCAACAAGUUGGUUAGUCUCGGUAAUGCAGUUGAAAUUUUAUCCGGUAGAAUUGAUCAUGUGAGUACGUGUAAAUUACCUCCCAAAAGUAAAAAGAAAUCUGUCGUACAGCAGGAUUUAUUGUUGGAAGAUUUCGAGGAAUUAGAAGGUGGAUUUACUUCAGAAGGUAUCGUUGCCGAACCGAUAGAAGUUGAGAAAACACUUUUAGACGACGAUUCCGAUUUACCGGAUAUACCAAUCGAUUUAACUAAAUUACCUACAGUUUUACCGAAACCUGUCACACCUGUGACUACCCAAGAAACCGAAAUAAUCACAACCGAAACUAAAGAAACGAUCGAUAUCACCGAAUUCGAAUUACUCAAAGAAAAAACAAUUUUGGAAGAAAUUCCUGACUUGGAUGAUGCCGAAUUUGAUUUAACCGCACCCACUGACAAUCCGAUUCGACUCGAGGAAGCUGAGGAUCCAUUCGGUGAGAAAGAACCAAUUGCAAAAGAUUUUCAAACCGAAAUUAUCGAAGCUAGUUUCGAAGCGGCUACGUUCGUUGACGAGGAGGAUCCUUUUGACACUACUUUCGCUGAAAAUAUAUUACCCGGCAAAACUGAACUGAAAUUUAUCGAAAAAGAAUUAGAAGAAUUACCGAUAUCCACGGUUUCCAUAUCGUUGACUGAUCCUGCUGGCUUAAACAGAGACUACGAAACAGGUUUACCCAAACUCGAGGAAAAUAGUAAUGUAAAUAAGAAAGAUUUGUUAAGUAGUUCAACGAGUGAUUUGAGUUUGAUCGAUCCCCCCAUAGCACCAGUUGAAGAACUCACAUAUGUUGAUCCUUUCGACACAUCAGCGAUCAAAGAAAUACCACCUGGUCAAACAGAAUUGAAAUUUCUUGAAAGAGAACUUCUCGGUGAACAACCUAAGACUGAUAGUGUUCUCGAUAACGUCAACGUCAACGUUCUUGACAACAACGACGACGACGACGACGAUUUUGAUCCUAGAAAAGAAACACCACCGGCAACUCCUAUCGCGAAACCUCCUCUAAGGCCAAGUCCACCAGUUUUUCCUACUAAAACUGAAUUUAAAGUUAACUUUGAGAAAGAAGAAGAAGAGGUAGAAGAACAGAUUCCUGAUAACGUAUCCAAUAAUCGUGGGAGAAAAGCUUCUAGACCGGAAAUUAUUGAUCUGUCAAUAACAAAAAGCGUUGCUUUUGAAUUACCGACUCCGUCAAAUCGACCAGAUCUUCUAACAACCACAGACGAAGAAAAAUCGUUACCCUCAAAACCUUUAACACCGUAUUAUACGCAAAAAUCAAUUGAAAAGGGUUUACCAUCCGAGGACGAAGAAACUGAUCUCGAUCCUUUCGAUACCAGUUUCGUGACUAAAGUAACACCUGGUAAAACCGAGCUGAAAUUAAUCGAAUCCGAAUUACUGGAAGAAGAAUCAAAAUUAUCGCACAGCUUGAGCGAUCACGAAUUUAAUCCGAGAUCGCAGAACGAAACGUCGAGAAGAAAAAGCGAUUUUACCGUAACUUCAUUCAGGCCUAAUAAUUUAGAAUUUGUUCAUGCAACUGUUGGCAAUCCAUUGAAAGAAAUAAUUGAAACAAAAUCGGAAAAAAAGGAACUUACUAGACGCGAAAGUUUGCUCGAUGCCGAAGUAAAAGUCGAUGCGAAACCCCUAACUCCCAAAGUCGAAUCCAAAACUAUCGAAGAAGAAGAAAUUUCAUAUGUUGACCCCUUCGAUACUUCCAUAGCCGUCAAUAUUUUACCUGGCAAGGCAGAACUGAAAGUUUUAGAAAGCGAACUGGAGCAAAUAACCGAACAAAUACGUCCGAAUCCUAUCAAUUUAAGUUCGAUCGUUGCUACUUCGUUGGUACCGGAUGAAGAAGAUUUUAAUCCAAGAGCCGACGAGGUGUCUGAAUCUAAAGAUUUUCUAUGCACGAACGAUCAAGAUCUAGAUACGAAAGUAUUAACGCCAGUUCAGUCGAAGGACAACACAUUAGAAGACGAUAUAGAUCCAUUUGAUACGAGCUUUGCUACAAUUGGACCAGGAAAAACCGAACUGAAAAUUCUCGAAUCCGAGCUCAUGCAAUUAUCUUAUCAACUUGUUUUAUUUACUAAUUUAAUCAAGAUGGAUUCAAAAGGUGGAAAUCCUUUCCUUAUGGACGAUUACACGUCCGAGUCGGACAACUCGGUUGCUGGUCAACAAGAGUUGAAUCCAUUCUUGGAAUCCUUCACAGGUGCGGCAACAACGGAACACGGAGAAAAUCCAUUCUUAAAUAUUACAAGUGAUCAAUCAUAUCAAGCACCGGUUAACGUAGAAUCAACGAAUCCUUUUGCUUCAUUUUGCGAAGAAAAUAUAUUUCAUUUACCUGAGGACACAAAAGAAGAGGAAGAAAAGCUUAGCGAACCAAUACCACAACCUGUACAAGCGAAAAAUGAAAAACCACCGCCGUCGAGACCCCCACCACCGAGGCCACAACCCCCACCACCACCACCGCCGAAAAACACAAAAGACCUUAUCCUAUCGGUUACAGGAGCAAUGGAUGCCACAUCUAAUCAUCUUUUGGAUCGAUUGCAAGCUACAAGAACCCCAAGUCCAACUCUGAUACAUUCACCCUCGCCAACACCGGAACACAGUUUUGCCGAUUUUCUAGACGUCGAUGGAAAUGUACCGGACUUGAUACCCUAUGAUAAUGAGGCCGCAGAACCACCAAAAAGUAGUCAAGACAUUUUAGAUUUAUUCGAUGCACCGAAUACGGAUACAACGUCAACGGCAACGUUCACAGUAAAUACUACAAAUUUGAUAACUGACGUGGCGGUAACUAGUACUACUCAAGAAAAUCCAUUUGCUAACAUAACCGAUGAAGAAAUUGAUUCGACUGGCCCAGCGGAAGGUGCAUUCAGUUCAUAUUAUUCAGAAACUAAAACAGUCAGUACAGAAAAAAGACCAUCGGUCUCAUCAACAAUGGCAUUUCCUAUUCAAGAAACGGAAAACCAAUCGGUCGUUGAUUUAGAUUUUUCAGAACAAACAUCGGUCACAACAACAACAACCCCAGCCCAAAUAAAUUCAGUUACGGCUACGGAAUUAUUUUCCACGGAAUCGACCGAACAAAUUUCAACAACAGUCGACACACCCUUCUUCUCGAUAUCCGACAGCACAAGUACUGCUGCACAAUAUGGGGUAACGGAAACAUCAGCAGCCACGUCUUUGGCAACAACGAUGACACAACAAAUCAAUCAACCGAUAUUUUCGAUGACGGAUACCCAACAAAAUGUUUUCUCAUCCGAUCUCUUAGGUGAUUUUAAUGAACCCGCUAAAGAAGUCGGUGGAUUGAUUUCAACCAGUCCGUUACCAGCUGCAGAAUAUCCUGGAACCGAUUCGUAUCGAUCCGAUACGCAAUUAGAUAAUUUUACUGCUACAACUAAAGCUAUUGAAAGUACCGGUGAUGCGUUUGAUGCAUUUGCAUCGAAAUUUGACAAAGCUGCUGAACCAGAAACGAAUACUGACCCAUUCUUAGAUGCAUUUGGUAAUACUGGACCUACGGCUAUGGAUACGUCUAGUGACGUAUGGGGAGAUUCGUCAGGCGGUGGAGAUACUGGAGCUACCGGUUUCGAAGAAAACGAUGGUUUUGAUUCGUUCUUAAGUAUGACAGCACCACCACAAUCGGAAACUAAAGUUAAACGAACAGAUUCCGGUGACUCUGACGAACCACCUGAUUUCAGUGUUUUCAUAAAACCGAAAGAUGGUGAUCAACUUACUCAAUCUGAAGUUGGACCGGUACCAGUUUUAGCACCACCACCGAAAAGUCCACAAAAUGCUGCUUACGCUGAUUCAUCGUCGCGUUUCAAUCCUUUCGAUAAAACAGCUGGAUUUGUUCAAGAAGCUGUUGUUCCUACUGAAACAGCUCAACCUGAAAUGACUAGAACAGAUUCUCAGGAGACACCACCGACUCCGUUGUUCGACGAGGAUGUCAGCCAACCUUUGGAAGAUUUUCCACGUGUUACGUAUACCGGUGACGGUUGGGAAAUGCAAUUACGUCAACCAAACAAAAAGAAAAUCACUGGACAACGAUUUUGGAAAAAGAUAUUCGUUAAAUUAGUUUAUCAGGGUGAUAAUCCGGUUCUUCAAUUGUUCAAUGGGAAAGACGACAAAGAUCCGUUCCAAGAGUUACCACUUUUGGCUUGUUAUUCCGUUUCGGAUAUCGGUGCUCAACAAUUCGACCAAUAUGGAAAAAUAUUCACGGUUAAGUUGCAAUAUAUUUUUUACAAGGAACGACCAGGAGUAAGACCAGGCCAGGUAACCAAAGCCGAACGUUUGACGAACAAACUAAGUCAAUUUGCUGCUUACGCGAUUCAAGGUGAUUAUCAGGGUGUUAAAGAAUUCGGUAGCGAUUUGAAAAAAUUAGGUCGUCCUGUAGAACACGCGGCACAGAUAUCUCAAUUAUUCAAACUGGGAUCACAAAAUUACGAGGACAUGAAAACAUUUUCGUGCGCUAUCGAGGAAGCCCUUUUCAGGUUAUCGGCUCACAGGGAAAGGGCGUUAACUUAUAAAAUGGAAGAAGUUCAAAUAACGGUGGUUGAUGAAUUAUACGUUGAACAAAGUGCCGAGGGUUACGUUGAAAAACAAAUAGCACGUGUCCGUCUUUUCUUCUUAGGUUUUUUGACCGGUAUGCCCGACGUUGAAUUGGGAAUAAAUGAUAUGUGGCGUCAAGGUAAAGAAGUAGUAGGAAGACACGAUAUUAUACCUGUUGUAACCGAAGAAUGGAUACGUUUAGAAAACGUCGAAUUUCAUUCGUGCGUACAACAAGACGAAUACGAAAAAUCAAGGAUCAUUAAGUUCAAACCACCAGAUGCAUGUUAUAUCGAAUUAAUGAGAUUUCGAGUAAGACCACCUAAAAAUAGGGAAUUACCGCUUCAAUUAAAAGCAGUAAUGUGCGUUACCGGUAACAAGGUGGAACUUAGAGCAGAUAUAUUAGUACCAGGAUUUGCAUCAAGAAAACUCGGUCAAAUUCCGUGCGAAGACGUGAUGGUGCGUUUCCCGAUACCGGAAUGUUGGAUCUAUCUGUUUAGGGUAGAGAAACAUUUUAGGUACGGUUCGGUUAAAUCGGCUCACAGAAGAACCGGUAAGAUCAAAGGUAUCGAAAGAUUUUUGGGUGCUGUCGAUACGUUAGAACCUCAAUUGAUGGAAGUAACAUCUGGACAAGCUAAAUACGAGCAUCAACAUCGUGCUAUUGUAUGGAGAAUGCCUAGGUUACCUAAAGAAGGACAAGGUGCUUACACAACUCACCAAUUGGUUUGUCGCAUGGCUUUAACUUCCUACGAUCAAAUACCGGAAAAUCUAGCCGAAUAUUGUUACGUCGAAUUCACCAUGCCGGCUACACAAGUUUCACACACCACGGCUAGGAGUGUGAGUUUUCAAAAUAGUGACAGCGAUUCUCCUCCGGAAAAAUACGUACGAAAUUUGUCGCGACACGAAUACAGAGUUGGUAUUGAACAUACGCAAGGUGAGGGACCAGGUGCUUACGUGACAGCAACGUUAACUAAAAAAAUUCCUGAAACUACACCGGAAACUCACGGUGAAGUUUCUGACACCCCGGCUGAAUCAGAUUCCGAUUCUUCGGAAUAAUUUUUUAAAAAAAGAGAGAAAGAGAGAGAGAGAGCGUUGUCAAUUCUUCAAGGUCACGUGAGGUGAUUGUUCUUCUUUAUCGAGAGUGUAUGAUAAUACUGAUAUUAAAUGGUAUCGUUAUGUCUAUGAAAUAACUAUGAUGAGAGAGAGAGAGAGAAAGAAAGAGAGAUGUUCUCUUUAACUGAUCGAUGAAGCGUUGUUAUUCGCUGACUCUAAGUUGCUUGUUAAGUCGAUUAAUGACUUUGCUAUUGUACUUAUUGCAAAUUUGCCUGUAUAAGGAUUAAAUGAAAUACGUGUGUAAAUCGGUACAGGCUGUUUCGUAAGUUUAAUAAUUAACAACUUAAUAUUCGGCAUCAGAGACAUAUAUAUAAUAUCCGUUAAGAUCAAAAAUCACCAAAAGAAAUAAAACAAUUUGAUAUAAUAUACGACACGACUAACGAAAUAACAGGAAAGAAUUAUAAACAAUAAUGAACGAAGUGUUUCACAACAAAUCGUUUAUAACAAUUAUGCAAGUGUUAAUACUUUUCUUUUUGUAAUAAAUGACAAGGGAAAAAUAAAAAGAAAAUGGAUUAAAUAAACAACGCGAAUUUAUAUGGUACACAUAUUUGUUUUUUUUUGUUUUUUUUUUUGUUUUUCGGUUCGAUUAUAAUUUAAAAAAUCAUUACUUUUUUUUUCUAUUAAUAUAAUUGUUAUAGCUCACGAAACGUCUUGCAUCUAUUUACACGCACAAACGUAGUACAUAAUGGGAUUAAUAACAAAAACAAAAACAAAAAAAAAAUAUAUAUGAGAUAAAUAAAAAUUAAUUUUUAAGAGACGACAAUACACUGCUGUUUUGUUCAGCUUAGCUUGCUAAGUCGUAGAAGAACACUUGCGGUGGAAGGCUUUGAUUAAUGGCCGUCGUGUUUCAAAGACUUAAUGAUAUAUUCGAAUGAUUAUAAUAAAAGGAAAACAACAAAAAAAAAA